This is a messenger RNA of Leguminivora glycinivorella, 1269 nucleotides long. RefSeq lists its product as uncharacterized. Gene Ontology annotation, molecular function: nucleic acid binding; zinc ion binding. Bases 264 to 1187 code for a protein of 307 amino acids. The record is from RefSeq and is a predicted model, not a curated record. The transcript has 2 exons. NCBI's taxonomy places the organism in Eukaryota, Metazoa, Arthropoda, Insecta, Lepidoptera, Tortricidae.
AUGUGUACCAACUUAUAUGUAUGUAUGUGGGUACGCCUAUAUUACUUACUUAUGUAUAGAUAGGGUAGUUAUAACCAUUCAGUCUCGAAUUAAACCUCAUACGAAUCGAAUCAAGUGUUUGUGUCCAAUACCUAGAUUCCAGCCCCCUGUAUCCUGGACUUUAUAGUGGCGACGAGACGAUUAGAACCUACGGUCAUUACGUGUGUUAGGUAUUAUAACUUCUUGUUGUGCGCGAGAGAACGAUAACGCAAGUUUUUUUUUUUAUGGGUGAGGCGGCGGCGCGAACAAUGGCGGUCGGCAAGAUACCGGAAUUUAAAAUUGGAACGGAUAAUUGGAGGCUGUACAUAGACCGCUUAGAACAAUAUUUUUUAGUAAAUGAAAUUGAAACGACCUUGUAUGUGCCAACGUUAAUUACAGUGAUGGGGGCUGAGUGCUACGAACUUUUAGUGAAUUUGUGCACGCCCGAUAAACCGUCAACCAAAACGUUCGCACAGGUGACGUCGAUACUUGAAAAACAUUUACAGCCUAAACCGAGCAUCUUAGCUGAGCGUUUUAAGUUUAGACACAGGAAGCAAAGUGCGAACGAGUCCAUUUCGGAAUAUGUGGCCGUGUUAAAGCGUAUGUCGAAAGAUUGUGACUUCGGUACUUGGCUAGAGGACAGCUUGCGUGAUCAGCUGGUUUGCGGCCUGCAGAGUGAGACUAUACGCCAGCGGUUAUUUACAGAAGAAUCGUUGGACUUUGCGAAAGCGUACAAAUUGGCGGUCAGUAUGGAGGCGGCGGAAAAAGACUCGGCUCUCGUGGAGGGUCGCACGGGACCGGCGAGUGGAGCGGGCACCGUGGAGUGCCAAGCGAUGACCCCGCGCUGGGCGGGAGGCCAGGCGGGACAGCGCGCGGGCCGCGGGGCGCCUCGCGCGGGCCGGGGCGGCCGCGCUGGCGGCGGCGGCGGCGGCGGCGGCGGCCGGGGCAAGGCUCCGGCGCGCGGCGCCCAGCGGUGCGCGGCGUGCGGCGGCGCUCACGACAAGGCGGGAUGCCAAUUUGCACGUUACGUGUGCCGGGUAUGCAAUAGACAGGGGCAUUUAAAGCGUAUGUGCCCGAAUAUGGCGGAGCAAUACGAAGUGCAUGCCAACACUGUGAUGAAGGACGAUAAUAUGUUCAGUGAAGAUAGUGAUGAGUUCCAGAUUCUCUGAAGUGUUUGCGGACGGCCUGGGGCGGUUCAACGGUGGCAAGGUCAGCAUCCACCUGCGCGCGGAUGCCCGGCCCAUGUUCCUG